Molecule: messenger RNA, 3405 nt
Organism: Cotesia congregata
Lineage: Eukaryota; Metazoa; Arthropoda; Insecta; Hymenoptera; Braconidae
Source: the annotation of a GenBank genome assembly
AUGGCCACUCUCGGUCUCUCAAAGGUUUUUAUUUUGGACAAAUAUUUUACGGAGUUGCAAAAAUUUUGGGAAACUGAAAAAAAGCUCCAAGAUGCAUCCUCGUCAAACGAAGCCUCGCACCUCCAGCAGCGCCUGAAGACCCUGAGCACAGAACUGGUGACCCUCCGGAACCGGCUGCACGUGAGCCAGCCCGGAAGCAACGGCCCGAACGCGGUGAACGGUACGAUAGCCUCUCCGGGCCCAGGAUCUGGCUCUGGGACGAUAACCGCCAGCGCUUGCGAGAAGCCGCCGACUACAGCGGCACCUGCGGUCCCUCCGCGGAACACUCUGUCUCACGCACACCCGAUUGGACACUCUUCCGGGCACAGUGUUACCGCUUCCGCCAUUAUCCAUCCGCAUGCCAAUCAUUCUGCUGCCAACGAUCUCGGCCACAACUCCACCACAAACAAUUUAAUAUCUGAUUCCGAAAGAUCGAAGCGCCCUGACAAUGGAUUGGUCUCUUGUGUGACGGCUUUGAGCAGCUUAAGGUCACCCCCGAUUUCGCGGAUAAUCGCGGACGUCAAAGGAAGCGGGAAGCACUUGAACCAACGAUGUGUUUCCAAAACGGGCCAAAAUUCUUCCCAAAAUUCCACGACUCUGGAGGACUUGAUCCACCUGCCGGGACCUCUUACCGAGGAUGCGGUUCUUAAGUGUCUCCAGGCGCGAUUCUGUGCAAAACAGUACCAUACGAACGUUGGGCCGAUUCUGGUGAGCAUAAACCCCUACACGGACGUGGGAAACCCACUGACGUUGACGAGCACCCGAACUGUGCCAUUGGCACCGCAGCUGAAUAAGGUCGUCCAGGAAGCCGUGAGACAACAGUCCGAAACUGGUUACCCGCAGGCCAUCAUUCUCUCUGGGACCAGUGGAUCGGGGAAAACUUAUGCAUCGAUGCUCUUGCUCAGACAACUCUUUGACGUAGCCGGGGGUGGUCCUGAGACAGAUGCUUUUAAGCAUCUCGCCGCAGCUUUUACUGUCCUACGCUCCCUUGGCUCCGCUAAGACUGCCACCAAUUCUGAAAGCUCUCGAAUUGGUCAUUUUAUAGAAGUACAAGUAACUGAUGGCGCGUUGUACAGAACUAAAAUCCACUGUUACUUUUUGGACCAGACUCGCGUGAUUCGCCCGCUACCAGAUGAAAAAAAUUAUCACAUUUUUUAUCAAAUGUUGGCUGGCUUAUCCCAUGACGAGCGAGUGAAAUUGCACCUGGAAGGCUACAACCUGAAGAAUUUAAGGUACCUUCAACACGGAGACACAAGGCAGGACGAAGCCGAGGACGCAAUAAGGUUCCAAGCGUGGAAAGCCUGUCUCGGAGUGCUGGGUAUCCCGUUUUUGGACGUGGUGAGAGUAUUAGCAGCGGUUUUGAUCCUCGGGAACGUGGGAUUCACCGACGGACCUGGGGUAGAGGUCACUGUAAUCGGGGAAAACGAGCUUUCGUCGGUCGCGGCGCUUCUUGGGGUUCCACCCUCGUCUUUGCUGCGUGGGUUGACUUCAAGGACUCACAAUGCCCGAGGCCAGCUGGUCAAAUCUGUUUGUGAUGCAAAUAUGUCAAAUAUGACUCGAGACUCUUUAGCAAAAGCUCUUUAUUGCCGAACAGUUGCUACAAUAGUCCGUCGCGCAAACAGUUUGAAGAGACUUGGCUCAACUUUGGGUACUCUUUCCUCUGAUUCGAACGAAUCUGUCCACAAUCAAGCGGAAGUUACAAGCCAGCACGCCUCGACAAUCGGAAGUUCCGCUGGAGGAACAGGCUCGAGAAGCAUGACGGCGCUGAACAACGCGGUUCGGCACGCCACCGACGGGUUCAUCGGGAUCCUCGACAUGUUCGGGUUCGAGGACCCUAAGCCGAGUCAACUGGAGCAUCUCUGCAUAAAUCUCUGCGCAGAGACGAUGCAGCACUUUUACAACACCCACAUUUUCAAGAGCUCGAUCGAGAGCUGCAGAGACGAGGGCAUACGCUGCGACGUCGAGGUUGACUAUGUUGACAAUGUUCCCUGUAUCGACCUAAUAUCUUCCCUACGCACGGGUUUACUCAGCAUGCUGGAUGUCGAAUCUUCGAUGCGUGGAACUGCUGAGAGUUACGUUGCUAAAGUUAAAGUGCAGCACAAGCAAAAUCCACGAUUGUUUGAUCCGAGGAGUCUCGACUGUCGGUCUUUUGGUAUUCAGCAUUUUGCUGGCAAAAUUAUUUACGACGCUUCUGAUUUUCUUGAUACAAACAAAGAUAUCGUUCCGGAUGACCUGGUGGCAGUUUUCUACAAGCAUACAUGCAAUUUCGGAUUCGCGACGCAUUUGUUCGGCAGCGAAUUAAAGGCUUUGUACGCGAGCGAUACCGUCCCCCGAGGAGUAAGCUUCAGAAUAUCCCCGACAUCCCACACCGAUUUACUUUAUUGCAGAUUAAACGGCGAUGAGCCGAUUUCGACACUCACUCAGGACUUCCAUACACGUCUCGAUAAUUUACUGCGUACGCUGGUUCACGCACGCCCACACUUUGUAAGAUGCAUAAGGAGCAACGCCACAGAAACGCCCUUACAUUUAGACAGGAGGGUUGCGAUGCGACAAAUACGCUCGUUGCAAGUUUUAGAGACUGUUAAUUUAAUGGCUGGAGGAUAUCCACAUCGAAUGCGUUUUAAAGCAUUCAAUGCGCGGUACAGACUGAUUGCGCCGUUCAAACAGCUGCGACGGUCCGAGGAGCAGGCUGUCGAGGACACUAAACUUAUUUUGCAAAAUGCACAACAAGUUAAGAGCAAGUUUGGUGCGAGCACCAGUUGGGCACUCGGCAAACGUCAUAUUUUUUUGAGCGAAGGCAUUCGACAGCAGUUGGAAAAUUUGAGAUCUGAAACUAGACGGAAAGCUGCUACUGUUAUUCAGACAACAUGGCGGGGCUGGCGCGUAAGAAGAAGAUGGCCGGUGAGACGCAUCCCCCUCUCUCUGCCCACCGGAAUGAUUCCCAAGCAGAAUCAGCAAUCAAACGGGCACCGCAGCGUGACAAAUACAAACACGGGAACUCGACCCCGGCCGCAGCCAAUUGCAGGAACUCCUCCUCCGGAUCCGACGGAAAAAUGCGCAGAUCAAAAAAUGAUCCAGCAAACUUGUACACUUUUUGGACUCGACCUUGAACGACCGCCGCCAGUGCCACCUAGCAGAUCUUACACCGUGACUGGAAACACAAAGUUAGGUUAUCCCCAAACUCGUGUCAUGAAAAUGCCAUUUCCCGAAGAAGGAGAGGGGGAAGUUGUUCUGCUGAAAGGCGAAACGGUGCUUGUUAUUGGUGCUUCUCCGCGCCGCGGCCAUCUUCUCGUUGAGCACAACAACACGACGCUCCACGUGCCUUAUCAGUUCAUGGAACUCAAGCCAUGUAAUAUUAACAUUUAA